This is a messenger RNA of Scophthalmus maximus (turbot), 4685 nucleotides long. RefSeq names its product zinc finger CCCH-type containing 18 (gene zc3h18). The coding region runs from base 200 to 3799 and encodes 1199 amino acids. The record is from RefSeq and is a predicted model, not a curated record. Lineage: Eukaryota; Metazoa; Chordata; Actinopteri; Pleuronectiformes; Scophthalmidae. Gene Ontology annotation, molecular function: metal ion binding. The transcript has 20 exons.
GUAUGUUGAUGACGUCACGGUAAUGGCCGCUGUCGCCGUGCCGUGCGGGUUUUUUUUAUUUCUCUGCCACAGCGGUUAAACUAACCGUUCACUCGUUUACUGUAGACUUCAAAAAACACCAGAGAUCAGCCGGAGAGGGGAGUUCUCAACGAAGCACUGCCGUCUUCAAACAGCUCCGGGUCGGCAAGAAUAUUCUCUGAUGGAUUCUCCUGAAAGCCCUACCCAGUCGCCCCAGUCCCCCGAGGAAGAGGAGAAGGGCUUUUCCGACAGCGAGCUGCUUGGUUCCUCUGACGAAGAGGAGGGCAGGGUCGCCUCGGGCAGCGAGGUAGUCCACGAAGAGGAAAAUGGAGAGCUGCUUGACGAGGACGAUGAAGAGGAGGAGGAGGUCGUGGGAAACCGAAGGAGAGGUUUGGAAUUAGAGGGAUUGAGUGAAGAGGAUGAGGUGGUCCUUGUCUCUGACCCGGAGGAUGGGGAAGCUGGAGGCAUGGGACAGGAGGAUGAGCCCUUUUUACUGAUGGAGGGGGAUGAAGAUGGUCAGCAGGGGGACCAGUUAGAUGGAGAGGAGGAGGAAAAGGAAGAAGAGGAGGAGGAAGAGGAUAGAGUCAUUGACACGCCGCUGUCUCCAGACUCAGAGCCAGAACAGGUCAAGAGCUUCACCGAUGAAGACGAUAGGGAGGAAGGAUCCGGUGACUAUAGUAAGGAUGCCUCGGCAAAGACUCAGACUGCCGGGGGGGAAUAUGAGGAGGAGGUCGAAGACAAAAUCAAAGCAGAGGAGGAAGAGGAGGAGGCAGAGGAGGAGAGAAUGAGAGCUGUGGAGCAGGAGAGGAGAAGAGCCGUCGUCGCAAAGGAGAUGAAGGACGACUCUGCGUCCGUGUCCCGGGAGCUGGACGAGCACGAGCUUGACUACGACGAGGAGGUGCCGGAGGAGCCCAGCGUCCCCGCGCACGAGUAUGAGGAAGACGAGGAUGACGCGGAAGAGGAGAAGAAGAAGAACAACAACAAUGAGGACAAGAUCAUCAAGAAGAAAGAGAAGAAGCUCAUUCUCCCCCCGUCGCCCAGGAACAGCGAGUCCAGGAGAACGGACGACCGGGCACGCAGAGACUCCUUCAGAGACAAAAAGAAGGAGGAAGACGAUGGAGAGAUUGAUGAAGGAGAGAUCGAUGAUGACGACCUGGAGGAGGGCGAGGUCAAAGAUCCGUCAGACCGCAAGAUCAGGCCACGUCCCAUCUGCAGGUUCUUCAUCAAAGGGAACUGUACCUGGGGUAUGAACUGUAGGUUCAUUCACCCCGGAGUCAACGACAAGGGCAACUAUUCCCUCAUCAGUAAACCAGACCUCUUCUCACCAAACGGAGCGCCCCCUGGUGGACCGCACCCGCUCAUACCCAACAAUCCCUGGGCGGGGCCUGCAGUGGAGGAGCUCCCUCCCCCACCUCCUCCAGUGGAGCCCCCGGUGGAGAGCGCGUGGGAGCGCGGCCUGAGACACGCCAAAGAGAUGCUGAAGAAGGCCACGAUCCGUAAGGAGCAGGAGCCCGACUUUGAGGAGAAGCGCUUCAAUGUGACCAUCGGCGAGGACGAGAGGGAACUGGACAAAGAGAACGAAUUCUUCAGAGAGCGCAGUUACCGCAUCAUCAGAGAUGAAAUGGAAUUCAGAGAUCCUGCAUACGGCGGCAGUGAACCGUAUAACGAUCCGUACUACGACUAUGAGAUGGAGGCCCUGUGGCGAGGCGGACAGUACGAAAACUUCAGAGUGCAGUACACAGAAGCGCCUCUUCCUUACCACUACACUGAGCGCGAGCGCGACCCCCAGGAGCGCCACCGGGACCGCGACAGGGAGCGGGAUCACCGGGAGAGGGAGCGCCGGCAGCGGGAGAGGGAGCGCGAGAGAGAGCGUGAGCGCGAGAAGGAGCGGAUGCGGCGGAAAGAGGAGUGGGAGCGCGACCGGAUGAAACGCGAUGAGAAGGAGCGGCCGAGGAUGCGACCGCCCCGGGACGCCCGCGAGAAGAAGGACGAGGAGAAACUGAAGCCUCGCUCGCUGCUCGACAUGCCGCCAAACAGGCCGAUGGAGCCUCCCUCGAAGAAGGAGCUUGUUCCAUUAAUGAGGCGACCAGACGAGUGGAAGGACCCGUGGCGUCGGUCCAAAUCCCCCAGGAGACGUGGGUUGGGCUCGCCGCCGCGAGGCCGCCGGCGACACCGGCCCUCCGGCUCCUCCGUCUCUCUGUCCAACUCCUCCAGAUCUUCGUCUCGCUCUUCAUCCUACACAGGUUCUGGCUCGUCUCGUUCCCGCAGCCGCUCGUCCUCGUUCAGCUCUUACUCCAGCCACUCAUCACAACACAGCUCCUUUAGCGGCAGCCGCUCGAGGUCUCGAUCAUUCUCCACGUCUCCCUCGCCGAGUCCGGCGGCUCUGAGGAACACGAAGAACAAACCAGAAGUUCCUCCUGUGUUACCGAAAGGCGUGCCGCCGAAGCCGGGCACCAUGCCACCGCCGCGCCGGGAGAAGCCUCCAGUGAAGAAAGCUCCUAGUCCUCCUCCGCAUGGUGGAAUUCCCCCGGGCAGACCUCCCAAACCCGUGGCCGAGGGAGGCAAGGCUCCCCCCAAUCCCCGGGAGCCUCCGGGCGCAGCCGGCGGGGCGGGCGGCAGCGGAGCGGGCAGACCUCAGCCGCCACGGGAACCUGGAAAACCCCCCAACCCAAGGGAAGGAAGGCGGAAAGAAAGGCAGCAGCAUCCUCCGCGGAGGAGAACCGUGAGUGGCAGCGUCAGUGGAAGCGGCAGCAGUUACUCUGGUUCUAGCUCCAGAUCCAGAUCCUCGUCCAACUCCCUCUCGCGCUCCGGAUCCAGGAAAUCGAGGAAAUCCAGGUCGCUGAGCGUGAGCAGCGUGUCGUCUGUGUCGUCGGCGUCGUCCAGCAGCAGCUCCGUGCGCAGCGCCGACUCCGAGGACAUGUACGCCGACCUGGCCAGUCCCGUGUCGUCGGCCAGCUCCCGCUCGCUCACGCCCAACCACCCCCGCAAGGAGCGAGCGCCCCCGAGGGAGCGACCUCCGCACGGGAGAGACAAGAACAGGGGAGAUUUCUCUUCAAUCGGGAAAAAUCGGGCUGAUAAUCACCGUCGUGCGUUUCCUGUCGGCGCCGCAGAGCGACCGCCGAAGAAAGACAGCGAACCCUUCAGGGACGAUCGCAGGAAGAUGGACCCGUCCGGUGCCCCGCCUCGAGGCGGCAACCCCGUGCCCCGAGGAGGCAACCCCAUGCCCAGAUCAGGACCCGGCGGCAACAGGGGCGGGCACCCGGCGCACCCGCCUCCGGGCAACAUGGGCCCCCCCGGAAACUACGGAGGUUCUGGUUCCCACAAAGACAUCAAGCUCACCCUCCUCAACAAGCAGCAGGGAGAUAAAGGCAACAGGAAGAGAUACCUGCCCUCAGACAAAGACAGGCCUGGUUCUCCCCUCAGCAAGAGAAUGGCCAUGUCUCCAGAUAGAGGUCGUGAUAAGAGGAUACCGGGCCGACCCCCGCUCUCCCCUCGAAUGGAUCGGCCCAGAGGCCAAGGGCCCCGGCCCCUGCCCCCCCACGGAGACAGGAAACGUCCUCUGUCGCCCGCCCCCAAGUCGUCUGGGAAACCCCCCGCCGUGCCGCCACCCGGCAAGCCGGCCGCUCCGGGCUCUGCUUCUGCCGCCGGCUCCGGUUCAGGCUCCAGCUCCGGCUCCAACAAACCCAGCAACACACUGUCGCGCCGCGAGGAGCUGCUGAAGCAGCUGAAGGCCGUGGAGGACGCCAUCGCCCGCAAGCGAGCGAAGAUCCCCGCCAAGUAGGCAGAGGGGCCCGGCCCGCUCCUCGCCUGAGGACCACGGGACGCAGCGUGUUCCCUGCUGCUGUCAGCGGAUGUGUAAAAAUAAUAAUAAUGUUGUUCGGAAAACACGCUGCCACAGGAAAACCGUCUUCUGCUUGUUCGACCUCCAGAGGCUCGGCUCUGCGACCUUCUCAAGCGUCGCUCGCUCCCAACGCGCCCGGCGGUUGAGGGAAGGAGUGAGGGAGGGAGGGAGGGAGGGAGAGAGGGAGGAAAGGAGGGAGGGAGGGACGAGUCUUGAGGUAAAACUCGAGGAAGCAUCUUCCUCGUCCUCGUUGUGGCGCGGCGGGAAAACAGAUUUGUACACAUUGAUUCUUCUUCUUUGUCUCUCUGUGGUCUCGUCCUCUCGUCACGUCUUUGCUUUUUUCUUUCCCUCCGACUUGUCGAGCGGCGAACGAGCCUCCGGAGGCUCCGACGCUGCUUCUUCUUCUUCUUCUUCUUCUUCUUCUUUGUACAAAUUCUCCAGCGUCUGUUUCUUCGGCCCCUGACGGAGACGACGUGGCGCCCGAGGCUCGAACCGGCGGCGGCGACGCCUCCUGCGCUCUGUGGUUUUUGGGGCAGCGCUCGCGGUCGCACCUUGUACCAUAAUGAGCAAAGUCAUCAGAUUCUUUUUAAGCGUAUGAUUAUAGACAAAAGUGAUGUGAAAUAUUUGCUUUUCUCUUUCUGUUUUUUUUUUUCUUUUAAAAAUCUUUAGCAUUUUGUUUAUCUCUUCUCGGCUCUCCUCCGAUAACAGCGAUGUUUUAUUUGUGUCACAGUUUGAGUUGGCGAGCUGAGCGGCGGCGAUUAGAGACUUGAGACGCGUCUUGAUUUUGUGACAACAUCCUCUUGGAAAUAAACUAUUUUGAUAAAGA